Messenger RNA from Phytophthora infestans T30-4, 930 nucleotides. RefSeq lists its product as uncharacterized. The transcript is spliced from 2 exons. Lineage: Eukaryota; Oomycota; Peronosporomycetes; Peronosporales; Peronosporaceae. The record is from RefSeq and is a predicted model, not a curated record. The coding region runs from base 331 to 930 and encodes 199 amino acids.
UUGAAGAAUGGAGGAGCGUCCUGAGGUGACACUGGUGUACGCCCAUGGCUGCAGUUUCUCGAAGGAUAUGUGGACGCCGGUUCUUGGCCGCUUGAAGAAAUUCCCUGUCGUGCAGCGCGUGGCGACGAAGUUCGUCACGUUUGACUUUCCCUUCCAUGGGAGUCGCAGUGACAAACAGUUAGCAGAGACUUUGGAAAUAGACACCAGCAGCCCCAAAGCUCCGAGAGUCAGAGGAGCUGGAUGCGACGACGUCAAGAAUUGGUACUUGAAAAUAAUCAUCGAGCAGGUGGGAGGCUGAAAACAAAGUUGACGGAUUUCGUUGGCUUCUCCAUGGGCUCCGGGGCGCUCUGGGCCACAGAAGUCGCUCAUCCGGGCACGUUCGACGCAUUGAUCCUGUUCGAGCCAGCAAUGGACACCAAGACACCGAGAACUGAAGCCAUGCGCUCGUUUUUAGCUGCGUCAGCCCUUCGACGUCCAUCGUCGUGGCCUUCGCGUGCUGCAGCGGAAGAAUAUUUUACGACGUCUGAAGGGUUCAGUGCUUGGGACCCUGAAGUGCUGGCAGCGCAUCUGAGCGGCGCACUUUUGGACCAACCAGAUGGGUCAGUCACGUUGGCUUGCGACCCGCGGCUUGAAGCCUCGCUCUACUCCAUGACGCCGCUUCAUUUCUCCGACGCCGAGCUACAGCGUCCCAAGUGUCCUAUCUACUUGCACUGGGGCAGUCGCUCUCAAAUGUGCUUCGAGAAGAACCUCAAAGCAAUUGAGAAAAAGUGCCCAGAUAUCUACAAAGUGCGCGAGGCAAUGCCAGGGCUUAAACACUUGGUCGUCAUGGAGAAUCCUGCCCUCACAGCGGCAAACAUCGCUCGAGAACUGGAACAGCUCGCUCCAUACAGACAGAUCUCAAAGCUCCAAGUCCUGUCGUUACCAACUUGA